Messenger RNA from Solanum tuberosum (potato), 663 nucleotides. RefSeq lists its product as uncharacterized. Bases 1 to 663 code for a protein of 220 amino acids. NCBI's taxonomy places the organism in Eukaryota, Viridiplantae, Streptophyta, Magnoliopsida, Solanales, Solanaceae. The transcript has 3 exons. The record is from RefSeq and is a predicted model, not a curated record.
AUGAAAGACAGAGGCAAAGCUGCAGCUACAGAAGCCAUUAAUGGCGAAAACACAAAAAUUUCAGAUUUCAAUUACUCUGUUUCAUCAGAUAUCCCCUGUAUGAAACACCCAAAUUCAUCCCCAAUUGGGAUUUGUUCUUCUUGUCUCAAAGACAAAUUAUUCAAUCUAAUUUACUCCGAUCAAUUCUUCUCCGACGAUACAGAAACAAAUUCUCCUUCUGUUGAAGUUGGAAGUGUUGGGAGGAUUUCAUUUCUGCUUGAAAAUGAAAAACAGAGCAAAACAGAGCAAGUAAUCUUGCUGAGGAGCAGCAGCAACAGUGUUGAAAUCAAGAAGAAUCGUAACGGGUUUUGGAAAAUCAAGAGAUUUUUCAAGAAAAAUAGUGAAAUUUCAGGUCCCAUUGAAGGAGUUGUUUCAAGAUCAAGAUCACUCUGUAGCUUCAGAGGUGGUGGUGGUGGUGAUGAUGGAAGCAGUGAUUACAGAUUUUCAAGUGCAAAAAUCUCUGAUGUUACUGGUGGUUUUAUAGAUUUGAAACUUGAUUUAUUAUCAGAGCCAAAAUUUGAACAUUUUUCAGAAUCUGGAAAUUUGAGAGGUGGAUCUUGUAGAAUGAAUGAAUAUGACAGAAUGAUGAAAAAGGGUAAAAAUGGAAAAGGAAACAGAUACUGA